GAAGGGAGAGGAAGCAACAGUAGAGGCGGGGCGACCUAAGGCGACGUGGUGGCGGCUGGCUGCAAUGAGUGCAGCAGAGUGGCCGUUCACUGCACUGGGCGUGGCGGGUGCUGUCUUGGCAGGCGCGUUCAACCCCGUGUAUGCGCUGCUGCUGAUCGACGUCAUAGCAGCGCUCUACAACCCCGACACGGACGAGAUGAAGCGGCAGGUCAACAAGUGGGCCAUCGUGUUCACCGGGCUCGGCGUGCUGUCCCUGCCGGUGCACACAGUGCAGCACUACGGCUUCGGGGUGUCGGGGGAGGCGCUGGUGAAGCGGGUUCGAGAGAAGAUGCUGGCAGCCAUCCUUCGCAACGAGGUGGCGUGGUUCGAUCAAGACGCCAACGCCAGUGGCGCCAUCGCCUCGCGACUAGCCACCGACGCCACUCUGGUCAAGGCAGCCGUGGCGGACCGGAUCGCUCUGGCAACGCAGAAUCUCUCGGUGGUUGUGAUUGCGUUCGUGAUCGGGUUCGUGGUGGAGUGGGCGUUGGUGGUGAUUGCGACCUUUCGCUCUUGGUCUUCGCGGCUCUUAUGGAGCCAACAAUUCCUAGCCGGGUUCGCUGGAACCAGAGCGCCUCGCACGCGCGCGCAACACAGUGGCAGCAGAAGCAGUGGCAAACAUCCGCACUGGUAGCAGCAUUCACGCCCAGGACAAAGUCU
Molecule: messenger RNA, 696 nt
Organism: Closterium sp. NIES-67
Lineage: Eukaryota; Viridiplantae; Streptophyta; Zygnematophyceae; Desmidiales; Closteriaceae
Source: the annotation of a GenBank genome assembly